Messenger RNA from Pocillopora damicornis (cauliflower coral), 12602 nucleotides. RefSeq lists its product as uncharacterized. NCBI's taxonomy places the organism in Eukaryota, Metazoa, Cnidaria, Anthozoa, Scleractinia, Pocilloporidae. Gene Ontology annotation, cellular component: extracellular matrix. Gene Ontology annotation, molecular function: protein binding; serine-type endopeptidase inhibitor activity. The record is from RefSeq and is a predicted model, not a curated record.
AUCAGACAGGGAAAUUUUCUUUCCUCUGAAAUACAGUUCGGUAAAAAAGAAUUAAAAAAAGGUUCCCUAGUUAAAGGAGAAGUAAGGUGGUUGUUUAUUAAAAUGUACAAAAGAGUAAAACUAAAGCUGGGCACUUCAGUAUUAUUACUAGCUCUUCUCGCUGCGUUGCUUCAAGAAGGAAUACAAACAGUCAGUGCAUUUGGGUAUACUUUGGAAAAGACAUUUGAAACAGAAGUCGAUAGCCUUGUACAACUUGAAAAUCAACGAUCUUUAAGAAGCCUGGAGGAUGCGUCAUCGCCACUAAAACCGGAACAGGCAUCAUCCCUGGCACCAGAUUCAGGAGUAAACAAGGCUUUUUUGCUGGAAGCCAUUGACAGUAUCCUGCGGAAACGUGGCUAUUCGGCUAAUACCGACCAUUGCUUCAGAUAUCUAGUGCAACUACACCAGAACUGUGACGAUAACAAUUCUAUUUACACUAAAAGAGGCUGUGUAACCGAGUGUAUACCAAGACUAACAGGAGGUCUUUGUUACAAACUAUGGGAGCCGGAGGAAUUUGGAGAAGUCAAUGUUAAAACUGAAAAGCGCUGGUAUUUCAAAUCUGAUACUCGCUCGUGCUUACAGUUUGAUUACGGAGGUUGUCUCGGAAACGAAAAUAGAUAUGCCACUCUGAAAGACUGUCUAGCGGAGAACAACUUAAAAGGAUCUAUCUUCGGCGAUGAAGCCAUUGGUGGCUUCAAAUUUACAGAACCGAUAAAGGGGGCGAUAAAGAGUUAUGCAACUUGCUCAGUCUUUGGAAACGCAUACUUCAACACCUUUGAUAACGUGACGUAUGCCUUUCACGGCAAAUGCGAUUACACCCUGGUUCAAUUGGAGAAUAAUCCCGACUAUUUGAAAGUAGUCUUAAAAAAUGAUUUUGGAUGCGACCCCACGUUAGCGUGUCAGAAGUCCGUGCUUCUUUUCGCUCACGGCGUCAGCGUUGAACUUGGACCUAAGAAAGGUGGAAAGUUUGAUGUCAAAGUUGGAGGCUCUCCAGUCUCAUUUCCGUACAGAGAUCCGACUGAAGCAGUACACAUUCAAGCUCAAUUUCCAUUCAAAGGUGCAGAGCAUCAUAUCCUUGUAACCACAAAAGAUAGGGUCACAGUCAUAUGGGACGGAGAAAGGUCAGUAGACAUCCGCCUGCCAGAGGCAGUCAGGUCAAAGUGGGACACGUCUGGGCUGUGUGGAAGUUUCAAUGACGACGACUCUGACGAUCUGAAAUCCAAUACAAAAAAGUUAAUGAAAAAGGUGUACGACUUCGCUAAUAGUUUCAUAUACUCCCCUGGCAACACCCUGUGUAAGUCAGAUGAAAUUACGAUAGGGGACACCUGUGAUGAAAACGAGUCUGAGGCGGGGAAGUUGUGCUCAAUUCUGGACACUAAAGACUUCGAGGCCUGCCAUAGCGUGGUGGAUCCUGAAAUCUUCAAAAAAAUGUGCAUAUUAGACGUCUGCGCUACUGCCGUCAAAGCACCUCUCUUAGUCGAUGAGACAAGAUGUGCGAUGUUGUCCCUCUACAGUCGACAGUGCAGUUGGAAUAACACAGAAUUGAACUGGAGAUCAGAGAACCUCUGUCAAAAAACCUGUCCAGCAACUAUGGAGUACAGCGAAUGUGCCAGUGGAUGUCCUAGAACAUGCAAAAAUGUGGACAUACUAAAAUGCUCCGCUAAAUGCCUGCCAGGUUGCACUUGUCCCGCUGAGAUGUGGCACGACGGAGAGAAGUGCGUGAAGCAGUCUCAAUGCUCCUGUUACCACGAUAACACACGUUAUGAACACGGAGACUUUCGUUACGAAGAUUGCGAAGCCUGCAAGUGCGAAGGAGGAAAGUGGACUUGUUUUUCCAUUCCUUGUAGAGGUGAAUGUACCAUUCUGGGAAGUACCAAUAUCAAGACGUUUGAUGGCCAAAGGUACAGGGUUUUCCCAAUGGAUUGUGAGUUUCAUUUGCUGCGACACUGUCACAACGAACAAUCUGAAUUUGAUAUCAGAAUAAAAAACACUGAUUGCGAGGAAACCAUCGUGCGUCCGUUCUGCAAUAGUCAAGACAUAGAUGUUAUUUUUGGUGAAAAUAAAACAGCUAUAAAAAUUGUCAGGAAACUCAAAUCGGAUCCCCAAAUCUUUGUAACCCACGGUUCCUUGGAUGAAGAUAUGUCCGUGGAAAACGUUGGUGGAAAGAGUGUAGUGUUGUCCACUCGCUAUUUUCAAAUGACCGCAACCGAUCAAAACCUUUUUUUAUCCGUGUCUCCUGAUCUACAAAGUCAGACAUGUGGUCUGUGCGGUACAUUCAACGGAAACGGCAACGAUGAUUUCCGCAAACCCGACAAGGGGGAAGCCGCCACACCGAACGAGUUCUUAAAGAAAUGGUUGAACUUCUACGAUGAAAAUUCAGAUAAAUGCAUGGAAAAUCAACUGGGAGACGACCCUGCCCUCGCUAGUCCCACACAGUUGGAUUAUUGCAGACGGAAUUAUGAGCUUGAACCUGCGGCCGAAAAGCACGCCUCUAUUCUAAUUAACGGAGACAGUCCGUUUCAAGCCUGCUGGUCAGAGGUGCCAAAAGAAGUUUUUUACGAAAAUGCCGUAGAAGCUUAUUGUAGGCACUCUGUUAGUCUAUGCGACGUCAUAGCCGGGUACGCCAAAGCUUGCGGAGAUAAAGGUGUUGUGGUGCUCAAAUGGAGGCAACGAAGAGAGGUCAUAGAUCUAUGUCAAGAGCCGAGUUGUCCAAGUGAUCAAGAGUUCAGAUACUGUGAUGCAACUUGCCCGCAGACAUGUGGGGAUCUUAAAAACAAACAAGCUUGCCAGAAUCGUGGAUGCAUAGAAGGUUGCUUUUGUAAAAAGAACGGCACGGUUCUGAGGGGAAACGAGUGUAUUGAAGAAGAUGAAUGUGCAGAACAUCCGGUUGAGUGUGAAGCCGAGGAUCAGGUGUACAAUUCAUUUGGACGUACUUGUUUGGGUUUGGAAUAUGGUGUUCCGGUGGAUAACAAACCUGGAUGCCACUGCAAGGAUGGUCUUUACUGGAAUGAAUACAAAAAGAAGUGCGUCCAGAAGGACCAAUGUGGAUGCAUCCACGAAAAUGAAUAUUACGAAAAAGGCGAACCUUCACCAUUGGAAUGUUCAACCAAAUGUUCUGGCGCACGAACAUGGAUUCCUCAGCCUGAUGUUGAUCCACUACCUGAAUACGAAUGCGCUGCGUUCGGUCAGGAGCAUUACCGAACAUUUGACGGCAGAUGGAUCAGAUUUAGUAGCCUCGAACUCUGCGAAUACCAACUCAUGCUGAUAAAGGGCACCAAAAAUACGGUCAGCGUUGCAAACGAGCCAUGCGUGGACUCACUAGAGCUGCAAAUGUGUAAGAAAGUAGUGAUUGAAACAGGAGAAGGAUCAAUCGAACUCUUUCAGAGGACUAUAAAAAUCGAAACCGAAGACUCGUCUACACAAUAUGUACCUGGGACCUACCCUGAACCAUGCACCAGAAGUGUGUUAGACAAUGCAGAGAUUUUCAGCAUGGGAUUAUUUAUCAUCGUGCGGGUGUUCAACCCGAACGAGCCUUUCAAACCCUUGUUUGAGGUGAAAUUCGACAAAGGUAACCGAGUCUACAUUACCCCCAAUUACAAGUUUAAAAAUCAAGAUAAACUCGUUGGAAUUUGCGGUAACUUUAACGGAAAGGAUGGGGAUGACGUUAUGUUACGGAAUUACGAACCCGCGAAAACCCCUAAAGAAUUUGGUGAUAGUUGGAGGAGUAGCGCUGACCCUGUAUGCGAAAAUAGUGUAAGCACCGAUUAUUGGCAACAGUGCGUAAAUAACACUGACCGAUUGAGUUGGGCAGUAAAAGGAUGUGGAAUGCUCAUGUCGGACAAGAACUUUUCCGCCUGUCACGCGGUUGUUCCACCACAGGCAUAUUAUGACGCCUGUAUUCACGAAACAUGUUUGUGCAACAAAGGAGGCGACUGUGCAUGCUACUGUGCGGCUAUUGCCACCUAUGUGAGAGCUUGUAAUCAGCAUGGAAUCUCAAUCACGUGGCGUCGAGAAGGAUUUUGUGAGCUUCCUUGUUGCCGACCCUGCGCAAACAGUGGUGGAUAUGAAGCAAACAUUACCAUUCCUUCUGCUUGCGAAAUAAAUGACGAAUGUCCUGUAGCGAACGAAAGAUGCUGUCGUGGAACAAGAGUUGAGGGUUGUUCAUGUCCUAAUGGGACAUACUUCAAUGGAAAGAAAUGCGUUGAGCAGAAGGGUGAUUGCGACCGGCCUUGUACGUCCACCAGUAGUUCAUCUAUGUCAAGUACAAGCGUAUCUACGUCGAGUUCAAUUUCCACUUCGUCAUCAAUAUCAUUAAGUUCAAUCUCCACUUCGUCUUCAAUAUCAUCAAGUGUGUCCACUUCAAGUUCGAUUUCGACAUCUUCAUCAGCAUCCUCAUCCUCGUCUGUAUCAACUUCUUCAAGUGCAUCAACUUCAAGUUCGGUUUCCACGUCCUCUUCAGUGUCAACGUCUUCAAGCAGCCCACAAAGCUCUACAUACUCCACAUCAUCACUUUCCACCAGUGCGUCUUCUACAACUGUCUCCACCUCACUGUCAUCAGGAAGUACAAGCAUUUCUUCGUCAAGCCUAUCUUCAUCAAGUGUCUCCUCAUCAUCACCGUCGUCAUCAAGUACUUCAAUAUCGUCAUCAGUGUCGACAUCUUCGAGUUUAUCAACCUCGUCAUCAGUGUCGACAUCUUCGAGUUUAUCAACCUCGUCGUCAGUGUCGACAUCUUCGAGUGUAUCAACCUCGUCGUCAGUGUCGACAUCUUCGAGUGUAUCAACCUCGUCGUCAGAGUCGACAUCUUCGAGUGUAUCAACCUCGUCGUCAGUGUCGACAUCUUCGAGUGUAUCAACCUCGUCGCCAGUGUCGACAUCUUCGAGUGUAUCAACCUCGUCGUCAGUGUCGACAUCUUCGAGUGUAUCAACCUCGUCAAGUGUAUCCACCUCAAGUCCUCUCUCUACCCAGAAAUCUCAGACAGAAUCAAAGGUGUCAACGAGGUUUCCCUCAACGUACACUUUUUCGAAAUCCUCCGAAACAGUUUUUUCAUUGUAUUCCAGUGUAUCAACCUCGUCGUCAGUGUCGACAUCUUCGAGUGUUUCAACCUCGUCGUCAGUGUCAACGUCAUCGAGUGUUUCAACAUCUUCGUCAAUAUCAACGUCAUCAAGUAUCUCAACAUCAUCAUCGGCGUCAACUUCAUCCAGUGCUUCGACAUCUUCAUCAGCGUCAACGUCGUCGAGUGUGUCCACGCCAACCACAACAAGUGAGACUUAUACAACAUCCUCGAGUGUGUCAACCUCCUCAAGUGUGUCAACAUCAAGUUCAGCAUCGACAUCAUCAAGUGUGUCGACCUCGUCAAGCGUGUCAACGUCUAGUUCUUUGUCAUCAUCGGCGUCAACGUCCUCGAGUAUUUCAACACCAACCACGACCAGUGUCUCUACAUCAAGUUCUGUGUCGACGUCAUCGAGCAUUUCGACAUCAUCGUCUGUGUCAACAUCAUCAAGUGCUUCAACCUCGUCAUCAGUGUCGACAUCGUCAAGUGCUUCAACAUCGUCGUCUGCAUCAACAUCAUCAAGUGCUUCAACAUCGUCGUCAGCAUCAACAUCAUCAAGUGCUUCAUCAUCGUCGUCAGUGUCGACAUCAUCAAGCGCUUCAACUUCCUCUUCGGUAUCGACAUCAUCUAGCGCUUCAACAUCUUCAUCAAUUUCCACGUCAUCAAGCGCUUCAACAUCGUCAUCAAUUUCCACGUCAUCGAGCAUUUCGACAUCAUCAUCGGCAUCAACAUCAAAAUCUUCAAGUGCAUCAACGUCUUCGUCAGUGUCCACAUCAUCUUCUGUUUCUACACCAACUACAACCAGUGUGUCAACAUCAAGUUCUGCGUCAUCUUCGUCAAGUGUGUCAACCUCAUCAAGUUUCUCUACAACAAGUUCCGUAUCCACAUCAUCGUCAAUUUCAACAUCAUCUAGUGCAUCUACUUCUUCAAGUGUCUCUACAUCAAGUUCUGUGUCAACGUCAUCAAGUGCCUCAUCUUCGUCAUCCAUAUCGACAUCAUCAAGUAUUUCAACAUCGUCGUCAAUUUCUACAUCAUCAAGUAUUUCAACGUCAUCGUCCGCAUCAACAUCAUCAAGCGCUUCAACAUCAUCGUCAGUGUCAACAUCAUCAUCUGUUUCGACACCAACUACGACGAGUGCGUCUACUUCAAGUUCUUCAAGCGUGUCAACUUCCUCAAGUGUGUCAACAACAAGUUCAGCAUCAACAUCGUCGAGUGUGUCAACCUCGUCAAGUGUGUCAACAUCUAGUUCUGUUUCAACAUCGUCCUCCGUGUCAACAAGCGCCUCAACAUCAUCAUCAGUGUCGACAUCAUCAAGCGCCUCAACCUCAUCAUCAGCAUCGACAUCGUCAAGUGCCUCAACUUCGUCGUCAGUAUCGACAUCAUCAAGUAUUUCAACAUCGUCGUCAAUUUCGACGUCAUCGAGCAUUUCGACAUCGUCAUCGGCAUCAACAUCAUCAAGCGCUUCGACAUCAUCGUCAGUGUCGACAUCGUCAUCUGUUUCCACGCCAACUACAACGAGUGUGUCUACUUCAAGUUCAUCAAGUGUGUCCACCUCCUCAAGUGCGUCGACGUCAAGCUCUGCGUCAACUUCUUCAAGUGUGUCAACCUCAUCAAGCGCUUCAACAUCUAGUUCUGCGUCAACAUCAUCAUCGUCGACGUCAUCCAGUGUUUCAACACCAACUACAACGAGUGUCUCUACAUCGACUUCUGCGUCUACGUCAUCGUCAAUUUCAACAUCGUCUAGUGCAUCCACUUCUUCAAGUGUCUCGACGUCAAGUUCGGCGUCAACAUCAUCUAGUGCUUCGACAUCGUCGUCAGUUUCAACAUCGUCGAGCGCUUCAACAUCGUCUUCGGCAUCGACGUCGUCUAGUGCUUCAACAUCGUCUUCGGCAUCGACAUCGUCGAGUGCUUCAACAUCAUCAAGUGCUUCAACAUCGUCUUCGGCAUCGACGUCGUCAAGUGCUUCAACAUCGUCGUCAGCAUCAACAUCGUCGAGUGGUUCAACAUCAUCAAGUGCUUCAACAUCGUCGUCAGUGUCAACAUCAUCAAGUGCUUCGACAUCGUCUUCGGCAUCGACGUCGUCGAGUGCUUCAACAUCAUCGUCGGCAUCGACAUCGUCAAGUGCUUCAACAUCAUCGAGUGCUUCAACAUCGUCGUCAGUCUCGACAUCAUCAAGUGUCUCAACGUCCUCGUCAAUUUCGACCUCAUCAAGCAUUUCGACAUCAUCUUCGGUAUCAACUUCAUCAAGAACUUCAACAUCGUCAUCAGUGUCGACCUCAUCUUCUGUUUCGACACCAACUACAACAAGUGUGUCUACUUCAAGUUCAUCCAGUGUGUCAACUUCUUCAAGCGUGUCGACCUCAAGUUCUGCGUCAACUUCGUCAAGUGUGUCAACAUCGUCAAGUGCGUCAACUUCAAGUUCUGUGUCCACGUCAUCAUCGGUAUCGACAUCAUCAAGUGUUUCAACACCAACUGUUUCUACAUCCAGUUCUGCGUCCACAUCAUCAUCAAUCUCUACAUCUUCAUCAGCGUCCACAUCGUCAAGUGCAUCAACGUCGUCGUCAGCGUCGACGUCAUCAAGUGCAUCAACCUCGUCCUCUUUGUCGACAUCAUCGAGUGUCUCAACAUCGUCGUCAAUUUCGACUUCAUCGAGCAUUUCAACAUCGUCUUCGGCAUCCACAUCAUCAAGCGCCUCAACAUCAUCAUCAGUGUCGACAUCAUCUUCAGUCUCAACACCAACUACAACGAGUGUUUCCACUUCAAGUUCAUCAAGUGUGUCAACUUCCUCAAGUGUGUCCACAUCAAGUUCUGCGUCAACUUCGUCAAGUGUCUCAACAUCGUCUAGCGCUUCCACUUCAAGCUCUGCGUCAACAUCAUCAUCGGCGUCAACGUCAUCGAGUGUUUCGACUCCAACAACAACCAGUGUGUCUACAUCAAGUUCUGCAUCAACAUCAUCAAGUGCUUCGACCUCGUCGUCAGUGUCGACAUCAUCAAGUGCUUCGACGUCAUCGUCAAUAUCAACUUCAUCAAGUGUAUCAACAUCGUCGUCAGUGUCGACAUCAUCAAGUGCUUCAACAUCGUCGUCAUUGUCAACAUCGUCGAGCGCUUCAACAUCAUUGUCAGUGUCUACUUCAUCGAGUGUGUCAACAUCGUCGUCAAUUUCGACCUCAUCGAGCAUUUCAACAUCGUCGUCUGCAUCAACUUCAUCCAGUGCUUCAACAUCAUCAUCAGUGUCUACAUCAUCAAGUGCGUCCACAUCAUCGUCAGUGUCGACAUCAUCUUCUGCUUCGACACCAACUACGACGAGUGUGUCUACUUCAAGUUCGUCAAGUGGGUCAACUUCAUCAAGUGUGUCGACAUCAAGUUCAGCUUCCACCUCGUCAAGUGUCUCAACUUCGUCAAGUGCUUCAACUUCAAGUUCGGUGUCAACAUCUUCCUCGGUGUCGACGUCAUCGAGUGUUUCAACACCAACGACGACCAGUGUUUCUACAUCAAGUUCUGCGUCCACAUCAUCAUCAUCAAUUUCAACAUCAUCAUCAGCGUCCACAUCGUCAAGUGCCUCAACGUCGUCGUCAGCGUCGACGUCAUCAAGUGCUUCAACAUCGUCCUCAGUGUCGACAUCAUCGAGUGUCUCAACAUCGUCGUCAGUCUCGACUUCAUCGAGUGUCUCAACGUCGUCGUCUGCAUCAACUUCAUCGUCUGCAUCAACUUCAUCAAGCGCCUCAACAUCAUCAUCAUCAGUGUCGACAUCAUCUUCGGUCUCAACACCAACUACAACGAGUGUGUCAACUUCAACUUCAUCAAGUGUGUCAACUUCCUCAAGUGUGUCCACAUCAAGUUCUGCAUCAACCUCCUCAAGUGUCUCAACAUCGUCAAGUGCUUCAACCUCAAGUUCAGCGUCAACAUCAUCAUCGGCGUCUACGUCAUCGAGUGUUUCAACACCAACAACAACGAGUGUCUCUACAUCAAGUUCUGCAUCAACAUCAUCUAGCGCUUCUACAUCGUCGUCAGUGUCUACAUCAUCAAGUGUCUCGACAUCUUCAUCAAUCUCGACCUCAUCGAGCAUUUCCACAUCGUCGUCGGCAUCAACAUCAUCCAGCGCUUCAACGUCGUCCUCAGUUUCGACUUCAUCAAGUGUAUCAACAUCGUCAUCAGCGUCGACCUCAUCAAGUGUGUCAACUUCGUCGUCAAUUUCGACCUCAUCGAGCAUUUCAACAUCAUCGUCGGCAUCAACUUCAUCAAGCGCUUCUACAUCGACGUCAGUGUCGACAUCAUCAAGUGUCUCGACAUCUUCGUCAAUUUCGACCUCAUCGAGCAUUUCCACAUCGUCUUCGGCAUCAACAUCAUCGAGCGCUUCAACCUCAUCGUCAGUGUCAACAUCAUCAAGUGCUUCAACUUCAUCAUCAGUUUCCACGUCUUCUAGCGCUUCAACAUCGUCCUCAGUUUCGACUUCAUCGAGCAUUUCGACAUCAUCGUCAGUGUCUACAUCAUCUUCUAUUUCGACACCAACUACAACGAGUGUGUCUACUUCAAGUUCGUCGAGUGUGUCAACUUCAUCAAGUGUGUCAACAUCAAGUUCAGCCUCCACCUCGUCAAGUGUCUCAACUUCGUCAAGUGCUUCAACUUCAAGUUCGGUGUCAACAUCUUCCUCGGUGUCGACGUCAUCGAGUGUUUCAACACCAACGACGACCAGUGUUUCUACAUCCAGUUCUGCGUCCAAAUCGUCAUCAAUCUCAACAUCUUCAUCUGUAUCCACAUCGUCAAGUGCCUCAACAUCUUCGUCGGUGUCAACAUCAUCCUCAGCAUCGACGUCAUCAAGUGCCUCGACGUCUUCGUCAGCAUCAACAUCAUCAAGUGCUUCAACUUCUUCAUCAGCGUCGACAUCUUCAAGUGCUUCAACAUCUUCGUCAGUGUCGACAUCAUCUAGUGCUUCAACAUCAUCAUCAGUGUCGACUUCAUCAAGUGUCUCAACAUCAUCGUCAAUUUCGACUUCAUCAAGCAUUUCGACAUCGUCGUCUGCAUCAACUUCAUCAAGCGCUUCAACUUCAUCAUCAGUGUCGACAUCAUCUUCGGUCUCAACACCAACUACAACGAGUGUGUCUACUUCAAGUUCAUCAAGUGUGUCAACUUCCUCAAGUGUGUCCACAUCAAGUUCAGCAUCAACCUCUUCAAGUGUCUCAACAUCGUCAAGCGCUUCCACUUCAAGUUCAGCGUCAACAUCAUCAUCGUCAUCCAGUGUUUCAACUCCAACAACAACAAGUGUCUCUACAUCAAGUUCUGUAACAACAUCAUCAAGUGCUUCAACGUCGUCGUCAGUAUCGACAUCAUCAAGUGUAUCAACAUCGUCGUCAGUAUCGACAUCAUCAAGUGCUUCAACAUCAUCGUCGGCAUCAACUUCAUCUAGCGCUUCAACAUCAUCAUCAGUGUCGACAUCAUCUUCUGUCUCGACACCAACUACAACGAGUGUGUCUACUUCAAGUUCAUCAAGUGUGUCAACUUCCUCAAGUGUGUCCACAUCAAGUUCUGCAUCAACCUCGUCAAGCGUCUCAACAUCUUCAAGUGCUUCAACCUCAAGUUCAGCGUCAACAUCAUCAUCGGCGUCCAUGUCAUCGAGUGUUUCAACACCAACAACAACGAGUGUCUCUACAUCAAGUUCUGCAUCGACAUCAUCAUCUAGUGCUUCUACAUCGUCGUCAGUGUCGACAUCAUCAAGUGUCUCGACAUCUUCGUCAAUUUCGACCUCAUCGAGCAUUUCCACGUCGUCUUCGGCAUCAAAAUCAUCGAGCGCUUCAACCUCGUCGUCAGUGUCAACAUCAUCAAGUGUAUCAACAUCGUCAUCAGCGUCGACAUCAUCAAGUGCUUCUACAUCAUCGUCAGUGUCGACUUCAUCAAGUGUGUCAACCUCAUCGUCAAUCUCGACUUCAUCGAGUAUUUCGACAUCAUCAUCGGCAUCAACUUCAUCAAGCGCCUCAACAUCAUCGUCAGUGUCGACAUCAUCUUCUGUUUCGACACCAACUACGACGAGUGUGUCCACGUCAAGUUCAUCAAGUGUGUCAACUUCCUCAAGUGUAUCGACUUCAAGUUCUGCAUCAACCUCAUCAAGUGUGUCAACCUCUUCAAGCGCUUCAACUUCAAGUUCUGUGUCAACAUCAUCAUCGGCGUCGACGUCAUCGAGUGUUUCGACACCAACAACGACAAGUGCCUCUACAUCCAGUUCUGCUUCGACGUCUUCGAGUGUUUCAACUUCGUCGUCGGUGUCAACUUCAAGCUCUGCUUCGACAUCGAGCUCAGUGUCGACGUCCAGCUCUGCUUCGACAUCCAGCUCAGCUUCGACAUCCAGCUCUGCCUCGACAUCAAGUUCAGCAUCCACAUCUAGCUCUGUCUCGACAUCGAGCUCAGUGUCGACGUCCAGCUCUGCUUCGACAUCCAGCUCAGCUUCGACAUCCAGCUCUGCCUCGACAUCAAGUUCAGCAUCCACAUCUAGCUCUGUCUCGACAUCAAGUUCUUUGUCGACUUCAUCAUCAGUCUCAAGUUCAUCGAGCCUGUCGACCUCGUCAAGUAAAACGCCGACCUCAACUUCUCUCAGUACGUCAUCAAGCUCGAGUCUUAGCUCCUCAAUUUCUUCUUCAAUCUCACCGACUACAUCCUCGUCAGUUUCGACAUCUGUCUCAAGUAGUUCGAUCUGUCCGAUUUGUGUAUACACAAAUAGAUUCAAUGAAACUGAAAAGCAUCACGAGGGAGAAACCUGGACGGAUGGGCCUUGCAAGACUGUCAAAUGUAAAAUGGUUUUUAAUGAUUGCUUUGAAAACAACCAAGUCGCUCAAAUAGAAGUCUACAUAAAGGAAUGUUCUGAGUGUCCUAAGGGAUACGAACGACCACCAUCAGAGGAUCAAUGCUGUCCACAGUGCGUAAAAACGGAAGACGAUGAGAACAUCUGCAAACUCCGCCAUAGGGCGCCAAGUAUCCUUAAAUUCCCUGACGGCUGUGAAUCAGAAUCCGAGGUUAGUCUCACUGAAUGCAGAGGUAAUUGUGAGUCGAGCACUAUCGCAAAAACUCUGCCAGAAGGCUAUGGAAGUAAAAACUGCAAGUGUUGCAAGCCGUCUAAUAAUACCAUUGUGACAAUCAAUUUGAUCUGCAAAAAUGGAAAUGAAAUAACGAAAAAAACGGCCGACUUGGAUAUCAUCACGGAAUGCGGAUGCGGGAGACAGGCAUGCGAAUCAACACCUUCACACGCAAAUGAAGUAUUUGUGAACCAAAAUGGUGAGAUCAUGGAAAUGAAGAAGAAGCGCCGUCGCCGUGCCUUGUCGCGUCUCUUUGCCCUUCCUCCGUAACGAAAAGUAACAAGGGACAUAUAUUCACUGAUAGUGUAGAAAAGAGAUAAAUUGUGGGCUGAAAAGGAGAAAAAAGGAUAACAGAAAUGUCAAUGGAGUUGAAGGGAACGAUGGGAUAUUUAUGUGUACGAGUAAUUCUCUAAAGGGACUGGCUUUCUUGAAAUAAACUUCACUGAAAGGGA